AUGUGCCAUCUACCCGUAGAAGUGGAGCACAGAGCAUACUGGGCGGUCAAGGAAAUUAAUAUGCGACCCCAGUCUUGUGAGGAAGAGCGAAAAUUGCAACUUCAAGAGUUGGAAGAGUUGAGACUGGAGUCAUAUGAGUCCGCAAUGUGGUACAAAGAGAAGACAAGGCUCUGGCACGACAAAAACCUCCGAGUCAAGGAACUCCAAGUAGGGCAGAGGGUGCUCCUUUUCCAAUCCAGGCUCAAGCUGAUGCCCGGGAAGCUAAAGUCUAAAUGGGUCGGGCCAUACACUAAUGUUGGCCUUCGAGCAAACCGAGCUGUGGAAAUUAAGGGCAGUGCUUCAAACUCUACUCAUUUCCUUGUGAAUGGUCAUCGGGUAAAAGUUUUUAGGGAUAAUUCUGAGUUGUGCGUAGUGGAAGAAGUGCCACUACGUGCACUCUCUGUUAUCGCCUAA
This is a messenger RNA of Salvia splendens (bonfire salvia), 453 nucleotides long. RefSeq lists its product as uncharacterized. The transcript has a single exon. NCBI's taxonomy places the organism in Eukaryota, Viridiplantae, Streptophyta, Magnoliopsida, Lamiales, Lamiaceae. The record is from RefSeq and is a predicted model, not a curated record. The coding region runs from base 1 to 453 and encodes 150 amino acids.